Molecule: messenger RNA, 1356 nt
Organism: Endocarpon pusillum Z07020
Lineage: Eukaryota; Fungi; Ascomycota; Eurotiomycetes; Verrucariales; Verrucariaceae
Exons: 2
Coding region: 1-1356 (451 amino acids)
Molecular function (GO): glutamine synthetase activity
Source: RefSeq, a predicted model, not a curated record
AUGUCGAUCUUUGUGGAUCAACCUGCGGCAGCGCCUCCAGACUCGCCCUUGACCCUCGAUAGCAUCGCCAAAGUCCUGGAGGCGGAUACCAAGGUCAAGCUUGCGGGGGUUGACAUUGACGGUCGCCUAAGAGGGAAGCUCAUCUCCAAGAAGAAGUUCCUCUCGGUCGCAAAGGAUGGCUUCGGCUUCUGCAGCGUCGUCUUUGGCUGGGACAUGGACGACCUCACCUACUUCCGAGAGCUGAAGAUCAGUAACAGCGAGAAUGGAUACCGAGACAUUGUGGCCAAGAUCGACCUCUCAAGUUUCAGAAGAAUACCAUGGGAAGAUAAUGUGCCGUUCUUCCUCGUCAGCUUCUACGAUCCAGACACUGAUGACAGGCUGAGCGCAUGCUCACGGGGACUGCUUGCUAGGAUGAUGGAGAGCGUGGAGAAGCAAGGUUACGGAGCGAUGGCUGGAGCUGAAUAUGAGUUCUACCAAUUUCGUGCUCCGCCAGAUGAUUAUCCCAACAAGACGACGCUCAAUUCUUCCAGCACAGCUUCCUUCAUCCAAAAGAACUCACCGCAUACUCUUCCCCAUUUGACCGAAGGCAUGACCGGCUACUCCCUCACCCGCCCGGUCCACAACCAAGCCUGGUACUACGACGUCUUCACCGCUUGCGAACGCUUCUCCACCAACAUUGAAGGCUGGCACACCGAGUCCGGACCGGGCGUCUUUGAAGCAGCCCUUGAAUACGGCGAGAUCAGAGACAUGGCCGACCGAGCCGGACUCUUCAAAUACGUAGUCACGAGCGUCAGCAGCCGACAUGGCAUAACACCCUGCUUCAUGGCCAAGCCGCAACGUGGCCUCCCUGGAAACAGCGGCCACAUGCACGUGUCCAUCGUGGACAAAUCCGGCCAAAACAUGUUCUACCGCGGCGACGAGGACCCCAACCCGCCGUACGCAGAUCUCGCCUACGUUUCCGACCUUGGCCGCCACUUCCUUGCCGGCAUCCUCUCAGGGCUCGCGGACGUCAUGCCCAUCGUCGCUCCAACCAUCAAUUCAUACAAACGCCUCGUCGAGAACUUCUGGGCCCCCGUCACCGUCUCCUGGGGCCUCGAACACCGCGCCGCCUCGGUCAGACUGAUCGCCCCACCCAUCGCCUCACCCAAAGCCACCCGCUUCGAGAUCCGCGUCGCGGGCGCAGACGCCAACCCCUUCCUCGUGCUCGCGGCCAUCGUCGGCCUUGGCUGGCGCGGCGUCCAGAAGAAACUCGAGAUCCCCGUCCCACCGCUGGGGAAAGGCGAGGAUGUAGGUGGUGCGAGUGAUCACGGGGAGCGGCUGGCGAAGAACCUGGGGGCGCGGCGACGGAGAGGAUGA